AUGGGCCCAAUCGAUCUAUCAAUGAUAGCCAAGGUGCUGACCAACAAUCCCAACCUCACCAAACUAUCUCUUCGAUUGUCCGAGGGUGCCAAAGGACACAAAGAAUUCUACGACUCCAUCUUUGCACAUCCAUCACUACGAUCACUUCAAAUCAACUUUUAUUUUGACACAAAUGACCAAGUACAAGAGUUUAUCGAGAUGAUCUCAACCAAGAACACAAAGAUAACCGAUCUUGGAUUCAGAGAGCAUGAUUAUAGAGUAAAGCCAGCACUAAAUAUAGUCGCCCUACUCAAAGCAUUGUCAGAGACUGGUGGUAAUCAAGUGAUUACACAUUUGAGAAUUGGUGCUUGGAAUGCCGCCAUCAGAUCAUCGUUGGUCAAAGCUAUGCAAGCUGGAUCGUCAGCACUACAACGAGUCACAAUCAAGGGACCAAAAGAUGAUCCAAUCGCCGACCCUAAACCCAAAAAGACACAAAAGAAAAAGAGACAAGUAGUAGAAGAUGAAGAUGAUGAGGAUGAAGAUUAUGAAGAGGAGGUAGAGGAAAAAGAAGAGAAGGAAGUUGAGGAAAUGGUGGAAGAAGUAGGAUGUAUCAAGAAAGUAUCACAUGAAUUGGAUACAAUCAUGACAACCUAUCAACUGACUGCCAAUGCCAGUACUACUGCUGACAAUGCUGGUGACAAGUCAUCAUCAUCAUCACCGAUGAUCACGAUCAAGUAUGAAGAGAGACUACUCGACGACGAAGAUGAAGAUGAUAAUGAAGGUCAAGAUGAAGAUGAAGAAAAGGAUGAAGAUGAAGAGGAUGAAGAAGAUGAAGAUGAAGAGGAUGAAGAAGAUAAAGUAGAGGAAAUGGUGGAAGAAGUUCAAUGA
Cavenderia fasciculata is the source of this 867-nucleotide messenger RNA. RefSeq lists its product as uncharacterized. Lineage: Eukaryota; Evosea; Eumycetozoa; Acytosteliales; Cavenderiaceae. The transcript has 2 exons. Bases 1 to 867 code for a protein of 288 amino acids. The record is from RefSeq and is a predicted model, not a curated record.